AUGCAGAUGUCCCACAGACCUGUGCAGUGGCUCGCUGUCAUGCUACUUGUCGUCUUUACAACAGGCCAGUGUCAACAGAACGAGAGCCGCCGAGCUGUGACUGAACAUCAGCUGAUGCACGACCGCGGCCGAAACAUCCAGAGUCUCAAGAGACUCAUCUGGCUGUCCAGCGCCAUUGAGGGUCUCCACACCGCCCAGACCCGCUCCACUGCUUUCAACCCCACAAAGAUCCUGAACCUGGAUCUGAAUCCAGCGCUGGUCCCUGCUGCUGGGAGCCCCCAGUCCACCCGGGUGCAGAGCCUCCUGAGAGACUUCUUUAAUCCCUACCUGACUCAGCUGCCAGACAGAGAGCCCUAA
Molecule: messenger RNA, 357 nt
Organism: Toxotes jaculatrix (banded archerfish)
Lineage: Eukaryota; Metazoa; Chordata; Actinopteri; Toxotidae
Gene: pth4
Product: parathyroid hormone 4
Exons: 2
Coding region: 1-357 (118 amino acids)
Biological process (GO): osteoblast development; bone mineralization; adenylate cyclase-activating G protein-coupled receptor signaling pathway
Cellular component (GO): extracellular region
Molecular function (GO): peptide hormone receptor binding; hormone activity
Source: RefSeq, a predicted model, not a curated record